Messenger RNA from Aspergillus aculeatus ATCC 16872, 894 nucleotides. RefSeq lists its product as uncharacterized. The transcript has 2 exons. The coding region runs from base 1 to 894 and encodes 297 amino acids. Lineage: Eukaryota; Fungi; Ascomycota; Eurotiomycetes; Eurotiales; Aspergillaceae. The record is from RefSeq and is a predicted model, not a curated record.
AUGUCGACUGCCAAUACUGUAUCGCCAUUUCGCAUCUCGCACCAGGACCGCGACAACCUGGGUCGCAAUGAGGCUUUUCGCAUGAUGCGAGAACAUCUCAGGCGACAGGAAAUGGGCAUGAAGGCCCCAAGCUUUUGCGCCUGCCACCGCAACUCCUGUCUUGCCCAGGAACAAGAGACAUUCCGUCUGCAUCGCGACAUCAUCCACACGCUGCUUCUUCCCUUGUCUCUCCUGUAUCACGAAGCCUCGCGCAUCGCCGCCAAUGUCCUGCCCAGUCGCAAAGGAGCGGAGGCCGACCGGGCCUUCCGGGGGGAGGCACGGAGUGCCUAUGCCUGGUUACACUCGAUUUUGACUGAGGAACACGAUUGGUACUUGACGGAGCGUUGCCCGGCGUGCAUUGUACUUCAUGUGAUGAAUUCCGAGCCCACCAUCCGCUUCAUCGCCGUGGCCUGUCUCUUGUCCGACCACUUGCAAGGGACAAAGAGACGAUUGCCGAGCUUUGAUUUCUGGCUCAGGUCAUUGGAAGCCGCCGUCCGGGAAGAUCCCUUCUGGGGCGAUGAUUUUUGGCCGGAUAUCGAAUACCGCGCGUAUGCGCUGACCGAUAGUGUCAAGGAGCUGGUGUUGCAGUGUCUGGAGCUGCAAGCGGCGCUGGAUCGGCAAGACCUGCCGCCCUCAAUGUCGUACCACGCCGGCUUCCACUGUGACUCGUCACGACCGGCUGUUGUGGCCAAAUCGGCCAACUGCACGCCAGUCACAAUCACAAUGGGCGACGAACAAAAGCUGAUGGCCAAGGUUACCGCCGGUCGCGGCAUGCAGUCACGUCGGACCGACCGGCCUGAACGUUUCCACACUCGCCGCCACGCGGAUGCUCGCAGAAGAUCUGUGACGUCUUGA